This is a messenger RNA of Brienomyrus brachyistius, 4810 nucleotides long. Its product is annotated as rho guanine nucleotide exchange factor 2-like. NCBI's taxonomy places the organism in Eukaryota, Metazoa, Chordata, Actinopteri, Osteoglossiformes, Mormyridae. Gene Ontology annotation, molecular function: guanyl-nucleotide exchange factor activity; microtubule binding. The record is from RefSeq and is a predicted model, not a curated record. The transcript is spliced from 22 exons. Gene Ontology annotation, biological process: actin filament organization; positive regulation of neuron differentiation; cell morphogenesis. The coding region runs from base 98 to 2845 and encodes 915 amino acids. Gene Ontology annotation, cellular component: cytoskeleton; ruffle membrane.
UCGUCUGGGCUGCGUGAGGACAGCUGUAACAGUCUUCGACCUCAAGUUUACUGUACGAAGAAAACGGUGCUCCCGCACAUCCGAGCCGGAGAUCUGGAUGCGUGAAAAGAUUAAUGAAUUGUGGAUUAAUUCGAUUUUACCUUGGCCACUGGAGACAAAGGAAAAAUAUACUCCACCUCUGAAAAAGACAGCAGUGUUAAAAAAAGAUUUUAAUCUGUAUGAACAUAGGCUGUUGUUGGCGAUGUCGCGGGUAACGGAUUCUUUACCGAAAAAUCGCCAAGAACGAGUUAAAGACAUUAAUAUGCGGAACAAAGAGAAGGAACGGAUGAAGGAACGGGAAAAGGAGGCCAGAGAGAGAGAGGCGAGGUACAGCAAUGGCCAUCUGUUCACCUCGCUCACUGUGUCAGGCACCACCCUCUGCUCUGCCUGUGGAAAAAGCAUCACCGCCAAGGAGGCCCUCGGUUGCCCCACUUGCAGUGUUACCAUCCACAAUCGCUGUCGGGAUACUCUACCUAACUGUGCGAAGAUGAAGCAGAGGCAGCAGAAACUGAGCCUUGGGAGGAACAGCUCAGCCCUGCAGAACGUCACCAUGAGGACCAAGACCCCAGGGUUAAAGGAGAGGCCCAGCUCAGCCAUCUACCCAGCAGACAGCUUGCGCCAGUCCCUGCUGGGCUCCCGUCGUGGCCGCCCUGCCCUCUGUCUCUCCAAGAGCGUCUCCACCAAUAAUAUCACAGGGAACCUCAAUGAGGACUCCAGCCUGGGGUUACGCAAGAUUAUCUCCCAGUCUACAGAGUCACUUAACUUUCGCAGUAGAGCCAUGUCCAUGGAGUCUCUCAACGAUGAAGGGGAAAUGUACUACACCUCCAUGCUGGAGGAGCUGCAGCUGGAGGGCCGGGACUUCGAGGCAGACUCAUGGAGCAGGGCAGUGGACUCCUCGUAUCUGCAGACACAACGGAAAGAUGUCAUCAAGAGGCAGGACGUCAUCUAUGAGCUGAUCCAGACAGAGCUGCACCACGUGCGCACACUGCGUAUCAUGGAGGGUGUGUUCCGGCGUGGCAUGUUGGAGGAGAUGCAGCUGGAGCCGGGGGUAGUGCAUGCCAUCUUCCCCUGCCUGGACCGGCUGCUGGGCCUGCACACACGCUUUCUCGGUCAGCUGCUGCAACGCCGCAGCCAGAGCCUGGCGCCUGGCAGCACUAGCAACUUCAUCAUCCAACAGCUAGGGGACCUGCUUGUGGAGCAGUUUUCGGGCCCAUUUGCAGAUGAGAUGAGGAAGGCCUAUGCUGAAUUCUGCAGCCGGCACCUGAAGGCUGCCAAGCUGUACAAGGAGCUGCUGGCGAGGGACAAGAAGUUUCAGCACUUCAUACGGAGGGUGAGUCGGGGCCAGCUGCUACGUCGCCAUGGUGUGCAGGAGUGCAUUCUGCUGGUCACCCAACGCAUUACCAAGUAUCCUGUCCUGGUCCAGCGCAUCUUAGAUAACAGCAGUGGUAGCCAGCAGGAGGCCUCUGCUCUCAACCAAGCGCUAACGCUGAUCCGGGAGUUGCUGACUUCUGUGGACCAGCAGGUGCUGGAGCUGGAGCACAGCCAGCGGCUGCAGGAGAUCCAGGCCCGGAUGGACCCGCGGGCGGAGGCCCAGGUGCGGGGUGGAGGGUUGUUCCGCGUGGCCGAGCUGAUGAGGCGGCAGCUCAUACACGAGGGAACGCUGCUGUGGAAAACCGGAGGAUCCCGUCUGAAAGAUGUCCAGGUCUUACUGAUGACAGAUAUCCUGGUAUUCCUGCAGGAAAAAGACCAGAAGUUCAUUUUCCCCUCCCUGGACAAGCCACCCAUCCUGGCCCUGAGGAACCUUAUUGUGAGGGACAUCGCCAACCAGGAACGUGGCAUGUUCCUCAUCAGUGAUGCCGCCCCGCCAGAGAUGUAUGAGCUGCAUGCAUCUUCCCGGGACGACCGGAACACUUGGAUGAGGCUCAUUCAGCAGGCUGUUAGCAGCUGCCCAUCCAGGGAGGUUUUCCCACUGAUUGAGACAGAGAACAAGGCCCGACUACGAAGACUCCGAGCUGAUAUCCAGCAGAAAGACCGGGAGCUGCUAGAGCUUCUGCAGGAGAGGGUGACCCUGUUCUCAGAGCUGGCAGAGGUGACAGGGGUCACCCUGCCUUCCAGUUCCCAAAAUCUCUUCAGAGCAGACAGUCCCCAGGCCCCAUGUGGGGAGAAGCUUUUGAUGGAGGCCAUUGCAGAGGUGGACAACUUGAGUGAACUACUGAUGGGCUCCAUUGCUGAUGGUGUCCAGCCACCUUGUUGUCCCAACAGUGACCUGAACCACAAGGGGCAACUAGUGAUCAAUGGACAGAUGUUGUCCAUUAAUGGAACACUUGACAGCCCAUCGCAUAAGGACAGAAAUGGGAAUCAGCUAGAGGACAGGGCCUUGAAAGAGGAGGUGUGUCGUAGACUGGUGAACCUCAGUGCCCAGCUGCAUGCUCUACAGGGAGCAGUGAUACGCCAGGACUCCGUGGUGGAACUUUGCCUUCAGGAGGGCACAGUCUCUCCACUUGUCCUGGCUCCAAGCACAAGCACAGACAAGGGACUGACCCAACUGCAGCCAGUGCAGCAGCAGCACGGCGUCUCACAAGCAGUUCAGGUCCCUCCGCAUGGCCAAGGAAGCAACAUUAAGCUCCUACCUGUUUGUCCAUCACAAGAAGGCCCCGGUGUGGCAGCAGAGCCAUUGGAAAAAGGAGAUGGCAAUGCCCCCACCCAGCCUGGCAGCCCAAGGGAUCUACAGGAUAUCCCAGAGGAAGGCGAGAGUGGCCCAGAAGUACGGGAACCCCAGGCCGACACAGGCCCCUCCUGUAGAUAACCACAUCUCUGCCGGGAUCCAGAACCUGCAACUGGAGCUGAACCCGGAACUCAGUACCAAACCCACUGGACCUGAAUGCCUUCACCCAAAUUUCAGUCUGUACCUCAAAUGUUGCAUGUGCAGUAAUCACCAGCCUCCAUUUAUGCGCUUUUGACAUACGGUACAAGUCAUAAUUGAUCAUGCUAUAUGAUGUGACAUUUGCCUUUGUCUGCAUUUCGUCACUUUCUGUCUGUUUCUCAUUCUUUAAAAAGAUGCAUAUUAUCUAACAAUGUUUCAGCAUUUAAUGCAUUUAAAAUGUAUUAGUCCACGUCUUCUUAAUUUCAUUUUCCUGUCCAUUCUUGAAAAAGGCUACUAUUUACUGUUUUACUUUUUGAAGGGAGAUAAUGGAGAAAGAUAAAAGAACUGAUUUACGAUUCUACAAGAUCCUUGGUGUCGAUAAAAAAUAAAAGCCAUGAGUCUUUUUAGAAAUAAAAUAUGAAGGAAGCAUCUGUGUCCCUCUAUGGCCUUACAUGGCUAACAAAGAAUUAAUUAGCUGCACUAACGACAGUAAAAUGCACAACAUGCAUUCUGCUAAUAGUAUUAGUCAAAAUCAAAAAAGCAAAAGGUUAAUGAAAUCACUUUUGUUAUUAUAAGGAAAAAAAACACAAGCAGAGUGAACUACUAAUUCAAAGAGCUGCUGCCACAGUUUGACAUACUUUUUUAACGGUAAACUAAAAUAAAAAGCACCCAAUAUAGACUGGGGAUCUAAACCAGGUAGCAGUGCAGAGUAUGAGGUUAAGCAAAGAUUAACUUUAAAGGGCUCUGAUCACUUCUUCAGAGUCAAUAAGAACAUUUGUAUUGUAUAAGUGGAUUUAUGUUAUUUGUUAUAUAUUAUACGUAAACUGUGUAUCUGUGUAUAAAUAUAUUAGCAUUAUUUUGAAAAUUGAGUAAAUUCUUGUACUUAGAAUUUUACACUACUUAGAUCAGUUUUCUGUGUUUGGCCGUCAUGCAUGUUUGUAUACAAAUUUAAAUGUAAAAGCUGGUAGACUUGAUUGAUGGCACCUGGGCAUUUUAUGCAUGACCUCACAGCACCAGUACAGUGCAGCAUUACAUUUAAAAUGCUUUUUUAAUUGUACUUUAUACUAUUUACAGUACAAUGUGCAGUACCAGCACUGAUAGCACCAGCACUACACAGAUCAAACUAUUUUAAUAAUCUGGCUCAUUCAGAGUAUUUCAUACCUCAUGACACUUUAAUAUUGUGGGAUUUACUGACUUUGACUUAAAUGUCUGAAUUAUUAAACAGCCUGUCUAGGUAGACAUUGAAACUAAUGUAGAGUUAAUGCUAGUGUUUCUGUUAGAAUUCACAGUGAAAUGAUUGCAAGGUCAUUGUGUAUGUAACAGAAACACUGGUUGUGAAAAAGUCUAUGUAGCACAGGAGGAACCUGCUAUCUGCUGUCGUAAUGAGCAGCCAAUUCAGGAUAUCUUUGACUGUUUCUUUCAGCUGGUUGUUUUUAAGCGAUGAUUUGUAUCUAUGUUUGUAAAUAUAUCCGCUGUACUUGCUUUAAUGCAAAGAGCAGAAGAACAUUCAAUUGCUAAGCAAUCAGCCAGUAUUGAGUAUGAACUGCUCUGAUCACCAGGACUCUAGAAUCACUACUGGUCAGUGUGAGAAGGGUUCAACUUUUGUAAGUUUCUGUUUUUGAAUAUUUGUCAGUUUUAUACCUGCAGUGCGCACUGUGUAUUUCAAUUUAACAAAACCAGUCUUGCUGACCUAAGAAAACUGUAACUGUUCUGUUUUCUGGCUAAAAAAAAUUGUUUUUGUGCCCUAAUGCUGUACUUUGAGAGUGUCCCUCUGUGUAUGAAUUGAAGCAUUUUAGUUCAGCUUUCUAGUUUGCUAGUGUUGGUUUGUUUUAGCAAGCUGGACUUGUCAUGCAUUUCUCAGGCCCUCAGGAGCCUGUGUAGCUGGUAAUAAAACUGUUCUUAGAAUGA